AUGACUCUUACGCAUAGAUUAUCCCUGUGCUGUAUUUGCAUCCUGGCCCUUCUGUCCUUAGCGAGAGGUGCCGUAGACAACAAAAAUCUUCAUGACUUGGAUUACAUUGUAUAUCCACAACGAACCGAGGAAGAAGCCGCCGUACUGGAAUGGGGACACUCGGCCAUCAUUUCGGCCCUUGACGCCUCCGUAGCACAAUUUGGACCACAGACGACUGAGGCCGCCUUGUUAGAAGUUGAAUGUAUGCCAAUUCUUGCAUCACCUCUCAAUGGAGUCGGCAACAGGGAGGAGGAUGAAGAAGGAAAUCUCCCAAUUCAAGAACUCGACAAUGCUGAUGAUGUCCGCGGAAAUAUGGUCGUGAUGACCGACAACGGCGGACUUUCUGCAGUUGGCAUGGCCAAAGUUGCCAAGUUAAGUGGCGCAGCUGCACUUUUGGUAGUCAAUAUCGAUGAAAAGAGACCGGAUGACAUUUACCGCCUCGAAGUGAUGGACGGCGAGGAUGCCGAGGAUAUCGAUAUCCCCGUAGUCAUGAUUUCACUGAAUUCCGCCAAUGUUCUGACUACAGCGACGGUAACCGCAAAUAUGGCGAAAGAGGAUAUUGUGAAUAAUGGAAUGCCCGAUAGAGUCAGGUUAUAUGCCGGAGGCGAUCGUCCCUUCUUUGAAGAUGUCGAGCCAACCGAUCCUACGCUGUACCUCAUUCACAACCUCAUGACGGACGAAGAAGCAGAUAGUUUGUUGCAAUCUGCCAAGUCGAAGUUAAGUCCAAUUACGGACGACAUUCUACAAUUCAGCAAUGACAAGGAGAACUUUGAAAACGUGCAACGAACAGUUGUGUGGCAAGGAAUGUUGCAAUCGCCUGCACGAAAGGCAGUGGAAGAACGAAUCGAACAGGUGACUGGCUUUCCAGCAGCGCACCACAGUGACUUUGUAAUUGAUAGACUGGAUGCUGGAGUGCAUUGGAAGGCACACUACGAUACACACCCUUACUUGAUCCCCAUGGCUACCAUUACUGUCUUUUUGACAGACAAUGGAGGUUCCGUUGUGUUUCCUUCCGCCAAGGAGCCAGUGGAAAUCACCCCCACAAAGGGAAUGGCUAUUGUCCACCACAAUACUGACAACAAGCAUAAUAUGGAUCUCAGUUCUGUGCAUGCCAUGAUGGCAGGUACUGAAGGACCCGCCUAUGUGGCACGAAAGUUCAUCUUCACCACCCCUGUUUCGAAUGCCCGACGCAUUGCCCUCCCAAUCCUUGCACUGCCAUUUGGAGGAAAGCUCCCAGGAUUCGUGUCAGCAUUCCACGACUUUAUGGUAGAAAAGUUUGGCAUGGAAGACGGUCCUGUGUACUUUGACAAGGCUUGUGUCUUCAUACCAUUUUUGAUCUUUUUGAGUAUCGCCCAAUUGGUAGCUGAUCGAGUUCAAGGCAAGGGAGACAAGAAGAAGGACACGAAAAAGAAAGGCGAAGGGAAGAAGAAGAAGAAGGGCAAGAAAGAAUAG
Messenger RNA from Cylindrotheca closterium, 1491 nucleotides. The record is from the annotation of a GenBank genome assembly. NCBI's taxonomy places the organism in Eukaryota, Bacillariophyta, Bacillariophyceae, Bacillariales, Bacillariaceae.